CGCACGCGUCUCCCAGCAUUCAGUUGGCGCGCGGGCGGCGGGCACCUCGGUCUGUCCAGCUGCGGCGGCUGAGUGGACGGAGGCUGUUGGCCGCUGCGCCGACGCGGACCGGGUGGAGGGAGAGGCCGCCGCUGCACACCCUCCAGCCAUGAAGCCCCCCGCAGCCUGUGCAGGAGAUGCCCUGGACGUGGCGGCGCCGUGCUCUGCUGUGAACUACCUCCGGUGGGACCUGAGCGCCCAGCAAAUCGGGGAGCUCACCACCGAGCUCAUUGAGCAGACCAAGCGCGUGUACGACCGCGUGGGCUCCCAGGAGCUCCAGGACGUGUCCUACGAGAACACGCUCAAGGCACUGGCCGACGUGGAGGUGUCCUACACAGUUCAGAGGAACAUCCUGGACUUCCCCCAGCACGUCUCUCCCUCCAAGGACGUGCGCACGGCCAGCACGGAGGCGGACAAGAAGCUGUCGGAGUUUGACGUGGAGAUGAGCAUGCGGCAGGACGUGUACCAGCGGAUCGUGUGGCUGCAGGAGAAGGUCCAGAAGGACACGCUGAGGCCAGAGGCGUCACGGUACCUGGAGCGGCUGAUCAAGCUGGGCAGGAGGAACGGGCUCCACCUGCCGGAGGAGACGCAGGAGAAAAUCAAGAGCAUCAAGAAGAAGCUGAGUCUCCUGUGCAUUGACUUCAACAAGAACCUAAACGAGGACACGACCUUCCUGCCCUUCACGCGCGAGGAGCUGGGAGGGCUCCCUGAGGACUUCCUGAACUCGCUGGAGAAGACCGAGGAUGCGAAGUUGAAGGUCACCCUCAAGUACCCACACUACUUCCCCCUCCUGAAGAAAUGCCAUGUGCCCGAGACCAGGAGGAAGGUGGAGGAGGCCUUCAACUGUCGGUGCAAGGAGGAGAACUGCGUCAUCCUCAGGGAGCUGGUGAGGCUGCGGGCCCAGAAGUCUCGCCUGCUGGGCUUCAGCACGCACGCCGACUACGUGCUGGAGAUGAACAUGGCCCAGACCAGCCAGGUGGUGGCCGCUUUCCUAGACGAGCUCGCACAGAAGCUGAAGCCGCUCGGGGAGCAGGAGCGGGCCGUGAUCCUGGAGCUGAAGAAGGCGGAGUGCGAGCAGCGGGGCCUGCACUUCGACGGGCGCAUCAACGCCUGGGACAUGCGCUACUACAUGAACCAGGUGGAGGAGACGCGCUACCGCGUGGACCAGAACCUGCUCAAGGAGUACUUCCCCAUGCAGGUCGUCACGCGGGGGCUGCUGGGCAUCUACCAGGAGCUGCUGGGCCUGACCUUUGACCUGGAGGAGGGCGCCGCCGUGUGGCACGAGGACGUGACGCUCUACGCCGUCCGGGACGCGGCCUCGGGCGCGGUCGUCGGCAAGUUCUACCUGGACUUGUACCCUCGGGAGGGCAAGUACGGGCACGCGGCCUGCUUCGGGCUGCAGCCGGGCUGCCUGCGGCAGGACGGGAGCCGGCAGAUCGCCGUCGCGGCCAUGGUGGCCAACUUCACCAAGCCCACGCCCGACGCGCCCUCGCUGCUGCAGCACGACGAGGUGGAGACCUACUUCCACGAGUUCGGGCACGUGAUGCACCAGCUCUGCUCGCAGGCCGAGUUCGCCAUGUUCAGCGGGACGCACGUGGAGCGAGACUUUGUGGAGGCCCCUUCGCAGAUGCUGGAGAACUGGGUGUGGGAGGCGGAGCCGCUGCUCAGGAUGUCCCAGCACUACCGCACGGGCAGCGCCAUCCCCCAGGAGCUGCUGGACAAGCUCAUCAAGUCCCGGCAGGCCAACACGGGCCUCUUCAAUCUGCGCCAGAUCGUCCUGGCCAAGGUGGACCAGGCCCUGCACACGCAGACGGCCACGCAGACGGCCGCAGACCCGGCCGAGGAGUACGCCCGUCUCUGCCAGGAGAUCCUCGGGGUCCCAGCCACGCCAGGGACCAACAUGCCUGCGACCUUCGGCCACCUGGCAGGCGGCUACGACGCGCAGUACUACGGCUACCUGUGGAGCGAGGUGUACUCCGCUGACAUGUUCCACACGCGCUUCAAGCAGGAGGGCGUCCUGAGCAGCAAGGUUGGCAUGGACUACAGAAGCUGCAUCCUGAGGCCUGGUGGCUCCGAGGACGCCAGUGUCAUGUUGAAGCUCUUCCUGGGUCGUGAUCCCAAGCAGGACGCCUUCCUCCUGAGCAAAGGGCUGCAGGUUGAGGGCUGCGAGCCGCCGGCCUGCUGACGGUGCAGGGUUCUGCCCACCUGGGCGGGCUGGGCCGCGUGCUCCCCGCCCAGGUGCCUUAGUGCCCAGCCGGGGUGGGGCAGGGGCUGCGUGUCCUCCCAGCCCCCGGGUCCCUGGCGGCUGGCCUGGGCUGAAAGUCCCCGCCUGGAGGUGCCUGGAGAGCCGGGCUUCGAGGCUUGUCUUUGUUGCACUAAUGCAGCCCCUUCCCGGGAGGUUUUCCUGGUUACAGAACGGUUCUACGAAACUCAGCCAUUAAAACAAGACUCCAGUCCUGG
Molecule: messenger RNA, 2499 nt
Organism: Hippopotamus amphibius kiboko
Lineage: Eukaryota; Metazoa; Chordata; Mammalia; Artiodactyla; Hippopotamidae
Gene: THOP1
Product: thimet oligopeptidase 1
Exons: 13
Coding region: 149-2224 (691 amino acids)
Biological process (GO): peptide metabolic process; proteolysis
Cellular component (GO): mitochondrial intermembrane space
Molecular function (GO): metalloendopeptidase activity
Source: RefSeq, a predicted model, not a curated record